CUCAGUUACUCGUUACCAAAAAACAAACUGAGAUAAAAUUAUCUAUAAUUGCAGCGUUUAAAAUGAUAUAAAAGAGAUUGCGAUCUCAUCUCAUCUCACUCGAAAUAGUCACUGAGGUAACAGACAUACAUAAAAUACAAAAUGGUUUCCGACUUCAGAAAGAAGAAGCUCCUGCACGUCUUCAACUCAUUCUUCGACAGAAAUGGCAGCGGAUCCAUAGACAAGAAAGAUUUUGAUCUUGCUAUCCAAAACAUAUCGAAACUCCGCGGGUGGGCUCCCGGUGAUGCCAAGUACAAGGAAGUUCAGACAACUUUAUUGAAAAUCUGGGAUGGACUUCAAGGUCGUGCUGAUGCCGAUAAGGACGGCCAAGUGUCUGUCGACGAAUGGGUAGCCAUGUGGGAGGAUUUCGCUAAGAAUCCCUCCGCUCCAUUGGAGUGGCAGAGCUUGUACUGUAAGUUUAUUUUCCAACUGGAAGAUGCUAGCGGCGAUGGAGCCAUCGAUGGUGAAGAGUUCUCCUCAGUCUACUCAUCUUUUGGUCUGAACAAGGAUGACGCCAUGAGUGCUUUCAGGAGCAUGUCAAAAGGUAAAAGCAGCGUGUCCUGGGCAGAGUUCCAAGAAUUAUGGAAAGAAUACUUCGUGACCGAAGAUCCUCAGGCUGCUGGAAACUUUAUCUUCGGCAAGUCAAGCUUCUAAGUGACUUAUACUCGAUUUUUAAUUAUGAUUCUCAUUUUUUUCGGGCUAGUUUAAUUAUCAAUUGAUCUUAAAUAUUAAGUUUAAAUUACAUGAAAUUUGUUUAAGUGUUUUAACGCAUUUAUUAGUCAUUUAAACUGAUUUGAUUUUUGGCAAAAAUUUGUUUUAACAGUAUUAAAGUGUUCGGAUCCUAA
Molecule: messenger RNA, 884 nt
Organism: Danaus plexippus (monarch butterfly)
Lineage: Eukaryota; Metazoa; Arthropoda; Insecta; Lepidoptera; Nymphalidae
Product: sarcoplasmic calcium-binding proteins I, III, and IV-like
Exons: 1
Coding region: 142-693 (183 amino acids)
Molecular function (GO): calcium ion binding
Source: RefSeq, a predicted model, not a curated record